AUGCAAAUCACCAAGAAUCUCAUACUUCUGGCCGUCUGCGCCGCCACGGCAUCCGCUGUUACCGUUCCUGAUACCGCUAUUGUCGACGAGUGCAGCAACCUCGGCGGUGUCAUGUCGAUCCCGGAUCAUGAGCUCCCCGAGGGCGUUGAACCCUCCGAUGUUCGCAGGUGUAUUGAGCACCCUCUCGGCCGCGAGCGUUAUCUUGAAGAUGCCUCUUUGGCUCCCUGGGACGAUGCUGAAAUUGUCAACAUCCCAGGUCUUGGGACCAAGAAUAUCGCUGAGCAUUAG
Messenger RNA from Penicillium canescens, 288 nucleotides. RefSeq lists its product as uncharacterized. The transcript has a single exon. The coding region runs from base 1 to 288 and encodes 95 amino acids. The record is from RefSeq and is a predicted model, not a curated record. Lineage: Eukaryota; Fungi; Ascomycota; Eurotiomycetes; Eurotiales; Aspergillaceae.